Candidula unifasciata is the source of this 1822-nucleotide messenger RNA. NCBI's taxonomy places the organism in Eukaryota, Metazoa, Mollusca, Gastropoda, Stylommatophora, Geomitridae. The record is from the annotation of a GenBank genome assembly.
AUGGCACAAAGACAUCCACAUAAUGAACCCUUUAGGCAUAAAGUACCGUCUGCAUCAAAAGGUUUUGUACAAGGUGCUCCUCGUUUCCACGGAACUUCACAUUCUCCAAGAAGUCCAGGUACACAUCAGCAUUCAGAUCUAAGUAAUGUCAGGACUUCCAGAAGCUGUGAUGACACUCAUAUGGCAAACAAAUGGGCAAAAGGUGUCAGAAAAGGCACCCCUAAACAACCACAGAUCUUGCCCAAUGAUGUACUGGAAGGUUUUCUUGAGGAGCUCCAGUACGUUUGGCUGGAUGAUCACAUCAUUGGGAAGAAAGCCAAAGGAGAUGCUGUUUACAGAAAGCUGGUCAUGUUUCUCAUCAAUGGCCCAAACCCUUGGGAAAUUGCUUUUUACUUAGUGACCCAUGCUUCCGAUUAUGAACAGGCCAAAACAGUUACACUGUCAUUCACAAUUCUCGUGGAAUUUCAGAGAUGGGUGAAUUCAUCGGAUAACUAUCUUCGUGGGCGAGAAAAUGAAUUUUUGACUGCAGAUUUGCAGAUUCAGGUUUUUUAUGCUACAACUGGCAGACAUAUGGCUUAUUUUAAUGCUGCAGUGACAGCUUUUAGGUUAGACCAUCCUGGCAACGACUUCUUUGUUCCAGUGGUACAGGCCUUUCUUUUGCGGAGUAAACUUACAGAGGCUGCUCACAUUGUAGCCAAACUUGGACUUCAGUCACAUUUCUCCCAGAAUGAGAUACUUGUCCCGCUGCUGCUGACAGAUAAAUCAAAUGUGAUUGAGAAUUACGUCAUGGGCAACCCAGAACAGCAAGCCAUCAUCCUGUCUCUGCUAGACCAUCUGUGUGCUCGCAACACAGACAUUUUGUCUUUUGCCCAAAGCAGUGGUAUCAAGAACGUCAAGGGAGAGAAGCUGAACAAAAAGGUGCUGAGUAAAUUUGCCAUGCGGUUGAUGAAACUGUACGACAUCCCCCCAGAAGCUUGUCCCAACAUCUCUGAGAACAGAGCCAUGGGAGCAAUCAGGUAUCUCAUGUACAAGCGUUACGUUGAGAAAUCUAUUGGUUAUAGUGGCUGGGAUGACAUGGUUGAGAGUGCAGUUGGCAGAAACGACAACCUGAAGCAACAACUGAUCUUGGAGCUGCUUGGGUACAAUGACAUCACAGAGGCCGUCAAGUGGGCGGACAGGUACAGCCUGCCGGAUUGUGUCCUGGACCCUUGUGUAGUCGAAGCCAGGGUUCAGCUAAGAAAAGAAAGAGCACAACUGGCAAAUGAGCAGCCUAAUGAGACCAAGGUGAUGGAUGUGGAAGAGGACUGGGAUGAGGAGAUUGAACAGACACAGAGCACCACAAGUGUCUAUUACACCAUGCCUAUUUCAGAGAGUCAGAUCACUGUGGUCGACACAAAAGAAAAAUUGCUGUUGUGUUUGGACAGACUUCAGAAGCCACAGACAAUAGUCGGAAUAGAUGCUGAAUGGAAGCCUUGCAUGGGGACAGCUUCGGAAAGAGUGGCCCUGUUGCAGCUUGCGGUGGAAGAUCACGUCUUUCUGGUGGAUUUUAUGGAGCUCAGCCCCAACAUGGGGGAGGAAGAGUGGGUAGAGUUGACAGAAACCAUCUUCUGUGAUGAGGCAGUGUUGAAAAUAGGUUAUGGCCUGGACACAGAUUUGAGGAUGUUGUGUAAGACUUUUCCUUGUAUGAAAGAGCCAUUAUUGAGUCUGACCAAAGUUAUUGAUGUGGAGAAACUGGCAUCUAAGGUAAUUUCUGAGUAUCAGGAGCCUACCCCUGGAGAAGCAGCUGCUGAUCAUGAUGGUGUCGCUAAAGAUCAACCCGAAG